AUGGACACUGUGCUGACCCUCGCAGCCCUUCAGGUCAUGAAGACAUUCUUAUUUCUCUUUGCUGUUCUCUUCUUUCUGGACCCAGCCAAGAAUGCAUUUUUUGAUGAGAAAUGCAGCAGGGUUAAUGGGAGAUGCACAGCAUCUUGUCUGAAGAAUGAAGAACUCGUUGCUCUCUGCCAGAAGAAUCUGAAGUGCUGUGUGACAGUCCAGCCCUGUGGAAAGAGCAAGAGCAACCAGUCAGAUGAAGGCUCAGGCCACAUGGGGACUUGGGGAUGAACCUUUGUCCUUUUGUUGUGGCACCUGAUGGAAGCAGAUGCUUCGGUGAAAAUAAAUGGCUGCUUUUCUUCAA
Messenger RNA from Mus musculus (house mouse), 349 nucleotides. It is a transcript of the gene Defb15, whose product is annotated as defensin beta 15. The record is from RefSeq and is marked validated. Gene Ontology annotation, biological process: innate immune response. The coding region runs from base 37 to 276 and encodes 79 amino acids. Lineage: Eukaryota; Metazoa; Chordata; Mammalia; Rodentia; Muridae. Gene Ontology annotation, cellular component: extracellular region. The transcript has 2 exons.